AACGAUAACUUCGUUUUUCUUUUUCCUAUAUACCCUCGCCGCUGUCUUACAGGCCAGAGGUGGGGCCAUUGGCUGCAAAACGUGUGUCCCUUGGCUCGGAUGCUGCUAAACACUGAUGUGGAACAAAACGGUGUCCAGCUCACAAACGUAUCCCACAGCAAUGGAGAAGGAAACGACAACCUGGCCUUUGAUUCAGGGGAUGACAUUAAUGCAGAUUCUAACAGCAUCAAAACAGAGCCUAAAAGGACUAAAAGGGGUUUGGGAACAUAUUUAAGCCAUGUUUCCACGCCAAUAAACGCCGCAGAGAAAUACGUCAAGGCUCACUCAAGCAUCUUCAAGUACAUUGUCCUGGGCGUACUUGGAGCAGGUUAUGUGGCUUACUUCGUCGCAGCCUGUGUGUUGGAUUUCAGGAGGGCCACUGCUCUUGUUGUCCUAACUUGUUUGGCUAUUGCCGCACAAACGUUUGAACUUGUGGAGAAAUACCAGGGAAAGAGGAUCAGUCGGUGGUUCAAACCCUUAGCCAGAUGCUUUAAAUCAAACUUGAGAUGGCUAAAAUGGGUUUUCGUCUUAGUGGUUGUGGUCUUGCUUGUGGUAUGGCUCGUUUUAGACACAAGCAACCGCCCCGAGCAACUUAUCUCUUUUGGAGGUGUGUGUGCGUUUGUCCUGCUUAUAUUCCUCUUCUCAGCACACAGAGGAGCGGUAUCAUGGAGGCCUGUGUUUUGGGGUCUCGUGUUGCAGUUCUGUAUCGGCCUUUUCGUCAUACGGACAGACCCUGGUUUUAUAGCUUUCGACUGGCUUGGAACACAAGUGCAGACAUUCCUUAACUACACCAUAAGUGGCUCAGCCUUUGUUUUUGGGGAUCUGAUUAACGGCAUUUUUGCCUUUCAAGCUAUGCCCAUUGUUGUGUUCUUCAGCAGCGUGAUGUCGGUCCUUUACUAUCUGGGGAUAAUGCAGUGGAUCAUCUUGAAGAUCUCAUGGAUUUUGCAGAUAACGUUGGGAACCUCUCCCACUGAGACCUUGAGUGUGGCAGGCAAUAUAUUCAUUGGACAGACUGAAGCGCCGCUGCUGAUUCGCCCCUAUUUGAAGGAUAUGACCAAAUCUGAGAUCCAUGCUGUUAUGGUUGGCGGAUUUGCCACAAUUGCAGGCAGUGUCAUGGGGGCAUUUAUCUCAUUUGGGAUAGAGGCGUCUGCCUUGAUAUCAGCCUCUGUGAUGGCUGCCCCUUGUGCGCUGGCGAUCUCCAAGCUGUCGUACCCAGAGACAGAAAACACUAAAUUCACAAAGACGAGUGUCAAAGUGGCUGCUGGCGAUGAAGGGAACAUUUUGGAAGCUAUUAGCAGUGGAGCGUCCGCAUCGAUAGGCCUCGUUGCAAACAUUGUAGCCAAUCUGAUAUCCUUUCUUGCCAUCCUCGCGUUCAUAAAUUCAGCUUUAAGUUGGUUCGGAGGUAUGGUGGGAUAUCCUGAAGUCACAUUUCAGUUACUUUGCUCCUACGUGUUUAUGCCGGUGGCCUUUUUGAUGGGAAUACCUUAUGAUGAGAGCUUCACUGUGGCUGAGCUAAUUGGCACAAAGCUCUUCAUCAAUGAGUUUGUGGCUUAUCAGGACUUAUCUGCACUGAAGGCCAACAGACUCAAUGGACUUGAUGAAGUUAUUGGAGGUGUCAGACAGUGGAUAUCUGUACGAUCAGAAACAAUCUCCACCUACGCCCUUUGUGGGUUUGCCAAUUUCAGCUCACUGGGUAUUAUGAUUGGAGGCUUAUCCUCCAUAUGUCCAUCAAGAAGAGGCGAAUUCUCUGCUUUGGUGCUGAGAGCCAUGAUCACUGGGACAUGUGUGUCUCUUGUCAAUGCUAGUAUUGCAGGAAUUCUCUUUGUUCCUUCGCCUGACUGUGUGGGGCUGUUCAAGGAAUCAGUCUUCAAUGCAUCAAAUGUAAACAUUCAAACUUGCUGCAACGACCUCUUUGGCAGCGCUGUAAACAACGGGACCUCUGUAAUAUUCGAAGGAGCAUGGAGCACAGUAUUAAACGUCACAACAUAUUUCUCCAAGUGUUGUCAGUGUUGUGAUCUGUCUAAUUUGGCAGUUUGUAACUAAAAAAAGAAUAAUGACAAUAGGCCUCAUGCAGGGACAUUCUAGCAAGUUCAUCCUAAACUUCUCAGACAUUUUAUGAAAAAGUACUUUAUGUACAAGUGUAAAAUGUUCCAAGUUGGAUUUGCCAAACUGAAAACUUGUUUCAGGUAUACAAGGGACGCAUUUUUGUGAAGACAUGCACAUUUAAGCCCCAGAAACUAUUACACAAAGCUGUCUGUUUCAUUCCAUUUGACACAUUUAGCAGGGUGAGAAUCGGGAGCUUAGGAUUCAGAACAAUAAAAUAUUAAUUCAAUGGUUUGGCACAAAAUUACACACUAAAAACUACAUUUCAGAAGCAGAGCAGAUCACGAUGAGAGGUGGUCAGGGGGGAUGUGACAGCUAUGAAGGCAUUAGAUGAGGUAAUAUUACAGCAUGAUGUAACUGCUGUGCCACUGGAAUAUCUGCUAAUAGAAUGGCAACAGAAAGCAGUAAUGUACAAGUAAAGUAUAAACCUCUCAGUGAAUUUUAUUUUCAUUCAUGUCAGUAUUAUAUUUAAAAUUCCUGCAGGUUAAGGCAUUAUGAGUGGCAGGAUAUCUUUAUAUGACACUUACUUAUUAGAACUUAUUAGAACACACACAAGUUUCACUCAAAACAAACAUGAAAUUUGAAGUAUAAAAAAACAGUUGACAGUCUUAAAAUUCUGUUAAAUCACUUCUUCUUGCAUGAGGCCCAGUGUCUGUUGUUAAACUGUAGUUCAAUUACACGUCUCUCCAUGUUUGUAUAUUUGUGUCACAGCUGAUGUAAAAAUGUAAAGCCACUACACAUGUUUUACAGAUGAUUGUAUUUUUCAUGUAUUAUAUUGUAAAUUAAUUUAAAUGCCAGCUUAUAUUUAAAAGGCAGGGAUUAGGAGGAUUCACCUCAACAAAUAUACCUCAGGAAGUAUUCAGGCAUCAGUAUGAUGAAUAUAAAUAUUUCAAAUAAAAUUGAGAAAGUCAGUUGUUUUGUAAUGUUAUUGCUAAGUGUACGCAGUUUUUGGAAAAAACAAACAGGAUUUGGAAAUGAACAUCAUGCUUGGACAGCUUUUACACAUUUAUUUAAAAAACACCAAUCGUCAGCUGACAUGAUGUGAAAUACUAAAGAGAGCACACGUUGUAAACACACAUUUGUUCUCUCGCUCAGUCAUUCACACGCUCCCUCACACAUUUACUAUUUUUAUUCACGCUACUUCAGAUAUUUAGUCCUUUGACUUUAUGUACACUUAAAAACAAUACAACAUUUGGGUUUACACCACACCUCGAUGACUGUGUUUUAACAUCAUCAUCUUGUUUUUCUGUUUCAAUUAUUUUAGCUCCAUUUAAAAUGUUGCCUCUGGGAUUGUGUUUUUUUUUUUCUAUGAACAAAGUUUCAUGCAAUUAAUGGACUCCAAAGUGGCUAAAAACUCUAAUUAAUCUUUAACCAAAAAUCAAUUGGAUAAAUUCCUAAAGAGUUCUAGUCAGUUUGUGAAUUGUAAAAGGGAACUGACCUCUGUUGGAAUUUAACCACACAUACUUGUGCAAACUCGUGAAAUAACUUACCAGGUUUUAUUUUUAUUCUAUUCCUAAUGUCCUUGCUGGUGUGUUUACUGCUGACCGUUUGUCAAAACUAUCACAAACUAAUCUCUUCUUCAGGUAAAGCUGCUGAAAAAAAUCCCACAGUGAGCACUACUCGUUGAUAAAUAAACUCAUGAAAAUUCA
This is a messenger RNA of Acanthochromis polyacanthus (spiny chromis), 3791 nucleotides long. RefSeq names its product solute carrier family 28 member 1 (gene slc28a1). Lineage: Eukaryota; Metazoa; Chordata; Actinopteri; Pomacentridae. Gene Ontology annotation, biological process: nucleoside transmembrane transport. The transcript is spliced from 18 exons. Gene Ontology annotation, cellular component: membrane. The record is from RefSeq and is a predicted model, not a curated record. Gene Ontology annotation, molecular function: nucleoside:sodium symporter activity. The coding region runs from base 100 to 2082 and encodes 660 amino acids.